AUGGGCGCACAGGAAAGCAAAGUGAAUUUCAGAGAUGCUGUUAUAAACCUCACUAACAAGGCAAGCAAACAGGAAGAUGAUUCAUUUUGGGAGCAACUGUGGUCGUCUGAAAGUAUUGAAAGCGCGAAUGAUCUCUUUGCAAUGAUUCCUACUGAAGACAUUCGUAAGCUGCGCGAUGAAUCUCCGAAAAAUCUUGCAGCAUUGAGCUAUAAAGCUCUAGAAAAGAUAAUGGCCUUUCGAGAGAAUCCGAUUCCUGCAGAUUCCAAGAAAGUUAUUAACUGCAUAAGAGUUUUGACUCGUAUCAUGCCAUAUAUGCAAGAAGAUCCUGAAUGGCGAGGAUAUUUUUGGACUUGUAUCCCGCAUGGAAAUGCUCAAGUACCUAUGGCUUCAUUGUUGUUGUCGAGCUUGUCGGAUCUGUUGUUCUGCCCUGGUUUCACAGUGCCAAUGAGAAGCGACAAUUCAAAUCGCAUUAACUUGCAAGCAGUCGACUCAUGUGAAUAUAUAUGGGAAGCAGGUGUUGGCUAUAGUGCAAAAACACCUGCCAACGCGCAGCAUGACAUACAUCGCACAGAUAUUCUAAAACUACUAUUGACCUGCUUCUCAGAAUUGAUUUAUACCGGUGUGAACGAUGAGAACAGAAUGCGAUGGCUCAAUUGCUUCACGUCUGCCGAAAAUCGGCACGUAUUACCAUUAUUCACUUCCCUUCUGAACAUUGUUUGUGCAUACGAUCCAGUUGGAAUGGGUGUACCAUAUAACUAUCUGAUAUUCAAUGAUACCAGAGAACCAUUAGUAGAAGCUUCCAUUCAAGUUCUUGUUGCCUGUCUUGACUGGAAUAAUGAUCAUUCAGACGAUGAGCAAUGUGCUUACAAAGAAAACUUUUUCUUAAACUAUUUAAGUCGUAUUCAUAGAGAAGAAGAUUUUGAUUUAAUGUUACGGGGUGUUACAAAGUUGUUAAGCAAUCCGUUGCAAACCUCAUAUCUACCAAAUUCUACAAAAAAAGUUAGCUUUCAUCAAGAGCUUUUAGUUUUCUUGUGGAAAUGUUGUGAAUACAAUCAGAAAUUUAUGUUUUAUGUUUUAAAAACAUCAGAUGUUCUCGAAAUAUUGGUUCCAAUACUUUAUCAUAUCGCUGAAGGAAGGAAUGAUCCAACUCGCGUUGGAAUGAUCCAUAUGGGUAUAUUUCUUAUACUUCUGCUUAGUGGUGAAAGAAACUUUGGAGUUCGCUUAAACAAACCAUUUGACAAUAAGGUUCGAAUCGAUGUUCAACCAUUUGUUGGAACACAUGCAGAUCUUCUCAUUCUGGUAUUUCAUAAACUUAUUACAACAGGAAACAAUAGAUUGCAAUCCCUGUUUGACUGUCUUCUCACAAUCAUCGUUAACGUAUCUCCUUAUUUGAAGUCGUUGUCUAUCGUUGCUGCUAACAAGCUUUUACAUCUCGUAGAAGCAUUCUCAACUCCUUGGUUCCUGUUCUCAUCUCCUACGAAUCAUCAUCUGGUUUUCUUCCUGUUGGAAGUAUUUAAUAACAUCAUCCAAUAUCAAUUUGAUGGAAAUUCCAAUCUUGUUUAUACAAUAAUCAGAAAAAGACAAGUGUUCUAUCAGCUCUCUAACCUGCCUAUAGACGGUUCUUCUAUCGCAAAAAUAUUGGCUAGCAAGAAAGGAAAAUCGACCGAUAUGGAAAUCGUUGAAGCUCUGAAAAGUCCAACUGCUGAGACAGCUCCUACGCUUUUGACUUCUGAGACAACAGCUGGUCUUGCGGCAACGCCAAAAGCUUCAAGCAUGACAGGAAACUUGACAGAAUGGGAAGGAAAAUCGGCUUCAACCACUACUAAUGAAUGGCAACCUACUACGGAAUGGGCUGAGCAGUGGAUGGUCAAGCUUCCUUUACAAACAAUUUUGAGACUCUUACAAGUGUUAGUCCCCCAAGUAGAAAAAAUUUGUAUCGAUAAAGGCUUGACAGAUGAAACUGAAAUUCUCAAGUUUCUUCAAAAUGGAACUUUAGUUGGUUUAUUGCCUGUUCCUCAUCCUAUCUUAAUACGAAAGUAUCAAUCUAACCCAGCUACUAAUCAUUGGUUCCGAACAUAUACUUGGGGAGUUAUUUAUAUCAGGAACAAUAAUCCACCUAUAUGGUUUGAUACUAAAGUGAAUUUGUUUGAAGUUUCACGUUCAGCAUCAUCCUAA
Auanema sp. JU1783 is the source of this 2175-nucleotide messenger RNA. NCBI's taxonomy places the organism in Eukaryota, Metazoa, Nematoda, Chromadorea, Rhabditida, Rhabditidae. The record is from the annotation of a GenBank genome assembly.